This is a messenger RNA of Prunus armeniaca (apricot), 1194 nucleotides long. Lineage: Eukaryota; Viridiplantae; Streptophyta; Magnoliopsida; Rosales; Rosaceae. The record is from the annotation of a GenBank genome assembly.
AUGGAAGGAAGCGAUCAAGCUCCACAUGAUAUUGAAAACCCUUGCAUUCCAUUAGUAACUUCAAUGAGUGAGGAGUUGGAUGGCUUGUCUCCCCUCUCCUCUUUGUGUUGCAUUUAUAGAGUUCCUGAACGACUACGGCGUGUGAGUGAAAAGGCCUACACACCUCAGGUAGUCUCUAUAGGCCCACUUCAUCAUGGCAAGCAAGGCCUAAAAGCCAUGGAAGAUCACAAAAAGAGGUACUUACAAGAUUAUAUACGUCGGACCAGGGUAAGCCUUGCGGAUUAUGUACAGAAAGUAAAAGACCAAGAAGCAAAACUGCGCAGUUGUUAUGCAGAAACCAUUCAGGUUAGCAGUGAUGAAUUUGUGAGAAUCAUUCUAGUGGAUGCCGCCUUCAUCAUUGAGGUCUUGUUGAGGUAUCAUUUUGAUGAAUUGCAGGAUGAAAAUGACUGCAUAUUUAACAAACCAUAUAUGUUGCAGGACGUAUGGCCUGACAUGCGGUUGCUUGAAAAUCAGCUGCCAUUCUUCAUUCUUGAGGAACUUUUUGACCCCGACAAAAUCAAAGUCUCUUCUAACAAUAACAAUAUUGAAAGGCUUUCGAUACUCAACCUUUGCCACAAUUUCUUCAAAAAUCUAAUGCACAUAGAGGGAACAGACGGCAAUAUGGAGAAAUUACGUGCUUCUAAAGUAGAACACUUUGUAGAUUUUUGUAGAAAUUUGUAUCUACCUCUACCAUUGAAACCACAUGCUAAAGGGCGACUUGAAACUCUAAACACACCCAGCAUCACAGAGUUACACAGAGCAGGAGUCAAGUUUAAGGUGGGAUCACCCAAAAACUUAUUCGACAUACAAUUCGCUAAUGGGAUUCUAGAAAUUCCAAAAUUAGCAAUAAGUGAUGAGACAGAGCUUACAAUCAGAAACCUCCUUGCCUUUGAACAAUGCCAUUGCAUGGAGAAUUACAUAAAUGAUUAUGCUGUCAUCAUGGAUCGCUUUGUGAACACCGCAAAGGAUGUGGAGUUGCUUGUUAAGCAUGGAAUCAUCGAAAAUAGUCUCGGUGACAGUAGUGAAGGGUCUACUCUGAUUAACAACCUUGCGAAUGGGGUCAUUGUGGACCCUAAUGACUUCUAUUUUGCUGUUCUUUGUGCAGACCUCAACAAGUACUGCAGAACGUCUUGGCACAAAUGGCAGGCAAACUAG